GGAGGCGGAAAAGUGAAGGCAUCCGAAGGCGCCGCAGGUGCUUCUUCAGAGGGGACGGGGAAGGGCUUCGGGGUGGGGGGGAGAGAAGGAGAAGCGCCGAGCCCUCGGUUGCCCUGCGCGGGCAGAGAGAGUCCUUUCGGAGAGAAGAAGCGGGUGCGAGGACACAGGCGCAGGAGAGGGCAUGGUGCGGUGUGGGAGAGCCGGCCGCCCGCCCCCACCUGCCGUCGCCCCUCUCCGGGCCGGUGAAUGAGGCUCUCCGCCCGGGCCGGCCCGGGGGCUGCGCGCCGCGGGACCCCAGCAUGAGUGCGGGCCCCGGCUGCAAGCCCUGCAGGAAGCGAGCCCGCUGCGGCGCCCCGAAAUCGCCGCCGCCCUCAGCCCCCGAUCCCCUGAGCCAGCCCGGAGAACAGAGGCAGCUGUCGGCCCCUCAGGUCGUCCCGGGGCAGGCCAUCCUGUCUGCUCUGUGGCAGAGGCCGCCGUCGUCCCCAGCCGCCGGCUCCCCGGGACCAGCAGCGUCACCGCACAGCGUCAGCUCGAGCGGCAAGUUGGGGAACAAAGUUUUCAAACAAAAGACAAUUACCACUUGGGUGGACACUAAAGGAUUCAAGACAGGGUCAAAAAGUUUGCAGAGUAAAGAUACCAUCAUAGCAGCAGGAUCUAAGAUGAGUUCUAUACAGAAAGAUAACUUUUUCCAACAUAACAUGGAGAAUCUAGAAAAUGUUUCUCAGCUGAGCCAUGCUAAAACCUCUGUGGAUAAAAGUACAAAGCAUCUCAACCAUCCUCUGACUUCCAGUACCUGUAAGUCUCAAAGUGAAGGAAAACACACGGAGCUUUUGGAAGCUGAACCUCAGGAAGUAACUCUUGUGGCAGAUCAGUUCAGAAAUGCUAAUGUGGAUCACUUGCCCCAGAGUGAUGAUCAAAUUCACAUAGAUUGUGAAGAGAAUAGAGAUAAUAGGCAGCUCUUAUUGACACCUGUAAAGAUGACAAAUUCUAAGGAGCUUAUGAAAGAUACACAACCAAGAGAGGCCUCAAGCAACCUUCAGCCCAGUAAGUGUUGCCAGCCUGUCCAUGAUGCUAGUGCAGAUAGUCAACAGGAAGAGGUAGAUGUUGUUCCUGAGAGUCCACUGUCAGAUGUUGGUUGUGGUGACAUUUUACCUGGUCAGAAAAAUGUUGUGAAGAUGAGCAGACAAGAAAGUCUUGCAGAGUCUCCUCCUUUUGAGAAAGAAAGUGAACCAGAGUCCCCAAUGGAUGUUGAUAAUUCUAAGAAUAGUUGUCAGGAUUCAGAAGCAGAUGAAGAAACAAGCCCAUGUUUUGAUGAACAAGAAGAUGGUAAUUCCUCCAAAGCAGCAGAUAAAUCAUCCAAAUUUCAAGCAGGAGAGACUAAAAUUGAGUGUAAAAAACAGCAGUGUACUAGGGUAUGUGAAGAUAGUGGAUUGAGCCUUCAGUUUGAAGGAGUAGAGAGUUCUGCUGGAAAUGAUCAUUUACACACCAAAUCCCCUACUAUCUCUGGUCUGAAUGUGGAAUGCAAAGGUCCCAAGCAACUUGGGAGAAAGGAUUCUAAAAUAACAGAUCACUUCAUGAGAAUGCCUAGAGGAGAGGACAAAAGAAAGGAACAGUGUGAAUUCAAACACCAAAGACCAGACAGGAAGAUCCCCAAGUACAUUCCACCUCAGGUUUCCCCAGAUAAGAAAUGGCUUGGAACUCCUAUCGAGGAAUUGAGAAGAAUGCCUUUGUGUGGAGUUCGUCUUCCUCACCUGAGACACUCUGUCAAUCAUACAGUAACUGUUCGGGUAGAUCUUUUGAAAGCUGGAGAAGUCCCUAAACCUUUUCCAACACAUUAUAGGGAUUUAUGGGAUAAUAAACAUGUCAAAAUGCCUUGCUCAGAACAAAAUUUGUACCCUGUAGAAGAUGAGAAUGGUGAACGAACACCAGGUAGUCGGUGGGAACUCAUUCAGACAGCACUCCUCAACAAGUUCAGCCGUCCACAGAACUUGAAGGAUGCUAUAUUGAAAUAUAAUGUUGCUUAUGCCAAGAAAUGGGACUUUACAGCUUUGGUCGACUUCUGGGAUAAGGUCCUUGAAGAAGCAGAGGCCCAACAUUUAUGUCAGUCCAUCCUGCCUGAUAUGGUGAAAUUAGCCCUUUGUCUGCCAGAUAUUUGUACUCAGCCAAUACCUCUACUGAAACAGAAGAUGAAUCACUCCAUCACAAUGUCACAAGAGCAGAUUGCUAGUCUUUUAGCUAAUGCUUUCUUUUGCACAUUUCCACGCCGAAAUGCUAAGAUGAAAUCUGAGUAUUCUAGUUACCCAGACAUUAACUUCAACAGAUUGUUUGAAGGAAGAUCAACGAGGAAGCCUGAGAAGCUUAAAACCCUCUUCUGCUACUUUAGAAAAGUCACAGAGAAAAAACCUACUGGCUUGGUGACAUUUACAAGACAGAGUCUUCAAGAUUUUCCAGAAUGGGAAAGGUGUGAGAAAAAAUUAACUCGGUUACACGUAACUUAUGAAGGUACCAUAGAAGGAAAUGGACAAGGCAUGCUACAGGUGGAUUUUGCUAAUCGCUUUGUUGGAGGGGGUGUAACCAGUGCAGGGCUGGUACAGGAAGAAAUCAGAUUUUUAAUCAACCCUGAAUUGAUUGUAUCACGACUCAUCACAGAGGUGCUGGAUCACAAUGAAUGUCUUAUCAUCACAGGUACUGAACAGUACAGUGAAUACAUAGGCUAUGCAGAAACAUAUCGUUGGGCCCGAAGCCAUGAUGAUAAGAGUGAAAUGGAUGACUGGCAGAGGCGCUGCACAGAGAUUGUUGCUAUUGAUGCGCUUCACUUCAGACGCUACCUCGAUCAGUUUGUGCCUGAGAAAAUCAAGCGGGAGCUAAACAAGGCUUACUGUGGUUUCUUCCGACCUGGAGUUUCUUCUGAGAAUCUUUCAGCAGUGGCCACAGGAAACUGGGGAUGUGGUGCCUUUGGGGGUGAUUCUAGAUUAAAAGCCUUAAUACAGAUAUUGGCAGCGGCUGCAGCUGAACGAGAUGUGGCUUAUUUUACCUUUGGGGAUUCAGAAUUGAUGAGAGACAUUUAUAGUAUGCACACCUUCCUUACUGAAAGAGGACAGACAGUUGGGCAAGUUUAUAAGCUGCUGCUCCGGUAUUACAAUGAAGAAUGCAAAAGCUGCUCAAGCUCAGGACCAGAUGUUAAGCUUUAUCCUUUCAUUUACAAUAUCAUUGACUCCUAUGCAGAUACCACUGACCACAAUGGGAAAAGGACAGGAUUCCGUGGAUUGGAAUGAAUGGGACUCCUCAGUCAUUGUGGAUCCUUUCUUCCCCCACUUCUUCUAUCCCUCCGAUAUGCUGUUUGAAUUGCUGGAUGUAAUAUAUGAACUGGCUUAACUUAAUAUAAUUGUGUAUAUAAUCUUGCAUUUGUAAUCCAGUAUGCUGUCUCAUUUUGGAGAGAUGGGAUUUUUCAGGUUGUCCAUUUAAAACACCUUCAUCCUGAUUUAGAGCUGGUAUUGUUAGGUAUAAUUUUAUUUCUGUUUUUUCUUACUACUCAGCAUAUUUCAGUCCAUAUUCUGUAGGCUCCACAGUCCAUCAGAUUUCUUAUGAAAACCUAUAAAAGGUUAUUCUUAAUCCUUCAGUUUUCUUUUUUGAUGCCUGUAAAUCACACAAAUUGCCUCUGUAGCUAAGUGAGUACCAGUGAUUCCUGGGUGUUCUGUUUAAAAGCCUUGUAGUUGUUUUUUUAUUGACUGUGUUCACAAAUAAUACUUUCUCCUCCAACCCAAACUCAAGGAUUAAUGUGGCUGCAUUAUUUGAGUUUUUAAAAAUAAAGGGUAUGUGUACGCACAUACACAUUUAUAUAUACAGAUACAGAUGCACGCAUACACAUAUGUAUUUCCACACAUGUAGCACAGUAAAAAUGUCCUGGAUUUAAAUAUGUCUUCAAUACAAAAAUCAUUAUGGUUUUAACAGAUUGUGCUGAUGAAGCACCACCUAUAUCAACUUGCCCUUUUUUCUUAAAACACAUUUCACUUUAUAAUAUUUUUGAAGUCCUACAGAGAUGGAGGAAAAGACAAAAGAAGGGAAGAGAUCUGUGUGAAACAAAUAUAGUUUUGAAAGUGUUGAAACUUUAAAAAAACUAGGAUCAAUAUAUACAGUCAGUGGUGGAUGAGGAAGUGGAUGUAGCAGGAAGUUGGUUGGCAUCUGGGACUUGAAGGUAAUUUAUCUUUAUUGAAGUCACUCUGGUGUUUUGGGGAUGUAGAGUUAACAGAUUUUCAACGGUGUAUCAUUUAAAAGCUAUCCUCUCUCUAUGGACUUCAGUGUGUUUAAUUUGUGCCCACAAAAGGUAAAUGAAACUGGGCUUUAUCAGGGACUCUGUCUUCUGUCCUCUUACCUACAGUUAGAUGGACAGACAACUGGAAACCACCUGUGAAAGGCUCCAUUCUUCUGGACAUUGGAGAGAAGGAUUAUAUUAGUGACUUGUUCUAACAUCCACAAUUUAAGCAGAAAAAUAUAUGACCAGGUUUUCAAGGCAGUUCUGAAACAUAAGCAGGCUGUCAAAACUCUGGUUUGUGAUCAGUUAGUAGAAGUGUUGUCCAGGUCAAGUUCUGUUUGGAAGCACUUAUGAACCCCAGAUAUUAGAACUGGCAAGGGCCUCAGCUGUGACUUAGUUAAAUGCUCCCUUUAGAGAUGAAGAGACAAGGCCCAUUGAGGUUUUAAGCUUUGCUGAAAAUCACUUAGUGAAUUAGUGGCAGAACUCAGGUCAGACUCUGGAUGUACUGAUCUCAGUCUGGUGCUCAAGCUCUUUGACUGCUUCCUUAGGACUGCCUGGACCUUGCUUUACUAGAAUUUUGUUGUACUGAUAUUGUACAAGCUUUCCCCUGUUCGGCCCCCCAGGCAAUUCUCUAAGACUAUAAGAUUUACAGAUGAGUUCCUAAUCUGCAUCGGUGCAGGAGAUUUUCAUACCAGGAGUUUCACAUUCUGAUGAAAUCACAGAUGUGGACUAGAAAUAUUAUUAGAAAUAGACCAUUAGCUCAGACCUGGUUUUAUUUUUCUUUAUAUAGAAAUAUCCCAUAUGAUAGUUCAGCCAAUUUUUUUUUGAGCAGUAAUGUAGUUAACACAUGUUAACCAGUUCUCUUCAUAGGGUAUCAAAUCUGUGCUAUAAUGUCGUUAGACUCCUCACUGAGGCAAUUCUGGGUCUACUUUCCUGAACUCUGCUCUUUUGUGAUCUUUCACCUGGAGGAGUAUUUUCAUGGAGCCAAUUACUAUUCGGUGUCAGUAUGAUGACAUUUUGCAUUUGUUGGUACACAUGGGAUUGGUAGUAGCUUUUAUCCCAACAGCCAAAGAUGCUAUUCAUUUUCACCCUAACUUAGCCAAGGGCUUGAAAUUCACUUUUUUUUUCUGUUGUUAGUAUCUUUCUCCUUUCCUUUCAUCCCUCUUAUAUAUUUGGCCAAGUAAUCAUAGUUAAAUUUUAUUUUCUUACCUCCGCUCCAAUAUUGAGUAGACUGUUGUUCUUCAAAUCAGUUCAAAAGGGGCUUCAGUACAUAAUAUCCUGUAGGAAUUAACAAACCCAGGUGAAGGUUACCAGAGAUAAUUGUCUUCCAGACCUGUAGCCCUCAUUCUCACUUCUUGGUGCUGAACUAGGGAAAUAAGUAGUUUCAUCUCUUCUUUCCAAGCUAGUUCCUUUUUCUCAGAUGUAAUAAUAGGACAUUCAGAUGGCAUGAAAUUAACAAAAUAAUAAUUUUUAUAUGGGAAAGAGGUAGAGGAAGCAAUCAUCAUUAGAUGAUCAGUUUCUUUCGCUAUGGGCUAUUCACACCAGAUUGAGACUACUGAGACCUUUGUUAUUCUUCAUCCAGAAAGUACCUGAGCUAAUAAUGUUUUCUCUUUUCACUGGAGUAUUCAAUAAUCAGAGGAGGAAAAAUUGCUAUCUCUGCUGUGAGAUAUUUAUUAUCCUUUUAUCUAUUUGAACUAAAGCUAAUGGUUUUCAUUGUCGAUCUACAAUUUUUUUUCUGUAUAAAUGAGAAUAAAGAAGUGUCUUUAUAACCAUUCAGAAUUUUUUCUAUAUAUCACAUGCAUAGUUCUGAGAAAGUUCUUAGGGGUUGACAGAGGAGAAGGAAAGUUAAAUAUGAAUCAAAACUUGACUAUCAUAUAAUUCCUACCCUAACCUUCCUGGAAAGAGUAAAAGGCAGAAAAGUAAAUGACAUUCAUAUUCUUUACUAAGCACCUGGCAUUGCUCAUUACUCAUGAGUGAGCAUGUAUAGGAUUGGUUCCAACAUCUUAAAGUGGGUGUUUUUAACCCUUCUUCAUUGAGAUGAUGUCAGUAGCACAGCUAGGCCAGAUUAGUGGUUUGGACAAGAACUUUAAGAAGAAUUCUCUCUAUGACCCAUAUACUUCUCAUGAAUAUUACUUUUUUGGUGGAAAAUUAACAUGCACUAAGUUCCCAUCCACGUUUUUCCCCCUCUUCUCUCUAACAAUCUCUGUAGGCUCAUGUAGGGUCCGCUGGAGCAAACUAACUGAUCCAGAGAGCCAGUUGGUAAAUUUUCAUUGUGAGCCUUCACGCUUUAAAAAUUGGGAAAUGUUACAGAUCAGAGCUUUGUUAGUUGUUUAGACUUAAAGCCAAUAGAGAAAAUAAUGCAGAUUAAACUUCAAAGUAUGUCAUGUGUACAUUUGCUUCACCCUGCCAGAGCUGGCUGUUAACAUUUACCAGCAUACAUGACACCAGCCAUCUCAAGUCUUUGUGGUAAAACAAUGAUCUCCUAAGGCAGUCCUACAAUUUAAGGGAUCAGAAUUUUGUCCCAUAUCAAAGCUGAUUAUACAUAUUCUGCCUUUCAGCUAAGUGAAGGGAAAAGGUUGAGGAUGAAAGGCUGGAAUUUAAACCAGUAGCCAAUAGUUAAUAAACAUUUAUUAAGCACUAUGUGCCAGGCACUGUGCUAACAAGAUGAAUUAUUUUGUGUUAGACUUUAAUUGUCACAGGAAGCAAUUAAUAGAAUAGCUCAAAUUGCAAAAAAAAAAAAAAAAGUUUUGGUAUCAUCUACUCUAGUGCCAGUUUUCUUGGCUCUCCCACACUACACUUCUGUAUCUGUCAAGCCAUAAAGACUAACAGUUUGCCAAAUAGUAACAAUUUGUAUCCAUCUGAGUUUGGGUUUUUUUCUGACAGUUUCUUCUAAAUUCUUGCUUAAUGCAUCAUCAUCAUUUUUAUUUUGAGAAUGGGCGGAGGUGUCUGUAUGCUAAUGUUUACAUGAUUUUUAUAGGAAGACAAUAAAGACAUUCUGAUCACA
Messenger RNA from Trichosurus vulpecula (common brushtail), 7256 nucleotides. RefSeq names its product poly(ADP-ribose) glycohydrolase (gene PARG). The coding region runs from base 300 to 3275 and encodes 991 amino acids. The transcript is spliced from 18 exons. Gene Ontology annotation, biological process: regulation of DNA repair; ATP generation from poly-ADP-D-ribose; nucleotide-sugar metabolic process. Gene Ontology annotation, cellular component: cytoplasm; nucleus. The record is from RefSeq and is a predicted model, not a curated record. Gene Ontology annotation, molecular function: poly(ADP-ribose) glycohydrolase activity. NCBI's taxonomy places the organism in Eukaryota, Metazoa, Chordata, Mammalia, Diprotodontia, Phalangeridae.